Molecule: messenger RNA, 225 nt
Organism: Laccaria bicolor S238N-H82
Lineage: Eukaryota; Fungi; Basidiomycota; Agaricomycetes; Agaricales; Hydnangiaceae
Exons: 5
Coding region: 1-225 (74 amino acids)
Source: RefSeq, a predicted model, not a curated record
AUGAUACAUCUCGUCAUCAUAUCUCACCUCAACAGCAACAACCUGAGUUAUUUUAUACUUUGGCAAGCAGCCAACUUUUGUGAAACACGCAGUGGGGGAAACGAAGCAGUAAGACACGUGGACUGUUUCUUGUCCCCGAUCCAGCCUUUCAUUGUGAGCGUGGGAGGAUGGAGCAUUGACCACGAAACGAACUAUACGACCACCACUACCACAACCAAGACAUAA